Molecule: messenger RNA, 2989 nt
Organism: Amborella trichopoda
Lineage: Eukaryota; Viridiplantae; Streptophyta; Magnoliopsida; Amborellales; Amborellaceae
Source: RefSeq, a predicted model, not a curated record
ACUUCAAACCCUAAAUAUCCGUCAGUUGAACUCCUAACAUAUGACCACCAACUUGGAAAUCAUUGCCAUCUCACUUCUUCCCCAUUUACACCACCACCAAUGAUACCUCUCUAGCCCCUGAUGGCCCUCCUGAAAUCAUGCAAAACCCCGGAAGCCCUACGCCAAACCCACGCCCACCUGCUCGUGACCCAGAGCCUCGACCCUGUGUGCGAGGCCCAACUCGUGGCCUCAUACGCGGGCGUAUUAGGCCUCGCGCACGCGCGCCAAGCCUUUCUCUCUCUGCCCCACAAGGCCCUCGCCUCAUGGAACGCGCUCUUGGUCGCGUGCAUAGGCCAUGGCCAGGCGCGCGAGGCCUUGGACCUAUACGCUCGCGCACUUGCCCGUAGCUUGAGGCCUGAUAGCUCCACCUACACGCUUGCCCUGAAGGCUUGUACGCGCCUCUUGGCCCAUGAAACGGGACUCAUGGUGCAUGCGCGCGUUGCUAAGUGUGGCCAUGUGCGUGACGUCUUUGUUGGCUCCGGUCUCCUCAACCUCUAUGCGAAGUGCAGUCGACUCUGUGAAGCGCGCAGAGUGUUUGACGAAAUGACGAAGAGAGAUCUCGUGUCUUGGACUUCUAUGGUUACUGGGUAUUCACAAAAUGGGUUUGGAAAUGAAGCUUUUGCUGUAUUUCGGGAAAUGGAAUAUGAAGGAGUGAGGGCUGAUUCAGUGGUUAUGGUGGGCUUGGUUCAAGCUUGCACAAACUUGGGUGUUGUGAAAUUGGGUUCGUCGAUUCACGGGUACGUUAUAAGGAGAGACAUAAAGGUUGAUGUGGUCUUAGAGACAAGUUUGGUGGAUUUGUAUGUGAAAUUCGGGUUCUUGGAGCGUGCUCAAAGAAUGUUCGAUAGAAUGGAUGAUAGAAAUUUGGUUUCAUGGAGUGCAAUGGUUUCAGGCUAUGCACAAAAUGGGUUUGCAGCAGAUGCUAUAUCAUUCUUCAUAGAAAUGCAAGAGGAGGGGUUCUCACCUGAUGUGGUGGCACUUGUGAGUGUUCUUUUGGCUUGCUCACACCUCGGGCUUUUGCACCAUGGCAAGUCUGUGCAUUGCUUUGUCAUGAAAACCUUAGAAUUCGAUGUGGUUUCAGGCACCGCUCUUGUGGACAUGUAUGCCAAAUGUGGUAGUCUUGGAAAAGCUCACGUUUUGUUUGACCAGAUUAGCUCAAGGGAUGCCAUUGCUUGGAAUGCCAUGAUCUCAAGUUAUGGUAUGCAUGGUAAUGGUGAGGCUGCUCUUUCUCUAUUUACUCAAAUGCUAGAGACACCCAGUAAGCCCGACCAUGCCACCUUUGCUUCUUUGUUAUCGGCAUGCAGCCAUGCAGGCUUGGUGGAAGAGGGCAUGAUUUGGUUUGACAGGAUGGUGAGAGAGUUUCACAUAUCACCAUAUGAGAAGCAUUAUGCAUGCUUGGUUGAUCUACUCGCUCGUGCUGGCCAGCUUGAAAAAGCCUACAAUAUUAUCCAGUCAAUGGAGUUUGAGCCUGGGAUAAGUGUGUGGGGUGCGUUGCUUGCAGGGUGUCGGAACUAUAAGGAAACCAAAUUAGGGGUGUUGAUAGCUAAAAUUGUUUGUGACCUAAAACCUGAUGAUCCGGGCAUGUAUGCCUUGGCUUCAAAUGUUUUCGCUAUGGCCAAAAGGUGGGAAGAGGUGGCAGAGGUGAGGGCAAUAACGAAGAAGAUGGGGAUGAAGAAAACCCCGGGGUACAGCGUAGUGGAGAUUAAGGGAAAGCUACAUGGAUUUCUAGUGGAGGACAAGACCCACCCUCAAUACGAAAUGAUCAAGAAGGAAUUGGGGAGGUUGGAUUCCGAGAUGAGGGCAGUUGGUUAUAUGCCAGACACUGCAUCAGUGCUACAUGACGUAGCAGAGGAUGUAAAAGAAAACAUGUUAUGCAACCAUAGUGAGAGACUGGCUAUAGCAUUUGCACUUUUGAACACAUGCGCUGGGUCUAGAAUCCGAGUCACCAAGAACCUUCGGGUUUGUGGAGAUUGCCAUGUUGCUACAAAGUUGAUAUCGAAAAUUGUGGGUAGAGAGAUCAUUGUGAGAGAUGUGAAGAGGUUUCACCAUUUCAAGGAUGGUGCGUGCUCUUGUGGAGAUUAUUGGUGAAAACAUAGAACAAAUUUUUUAAGGGAAAAGAGUGUUUGUUGCACCAAAGCAAAUGGAUGCAAGCUACUGAAGUGAUGUGGUUUCUCUAACAUAGGAUUGCAAUGUCCAUGUCCAUCCAAAUGGAGAGUGUCAGAUAUCCUAGCAGAGGCAAAGGAUUGGUGUAAACAAUGAAAAAGAGGAGUGCACAUGAACUUCAAUGAGCCAAUGGAGAUGCCAAUCGGUUGGCUAAGCAUUAUCAGUAUGGAUGUAAUUCUUUUCUUUGUUUUCUUUCAUUCUUUUUGGGUUGUCCCAAGCAACGUGCAUUUAUUUAUGUAUUUUUUUUAGGUUCUGUAGGCAGGUGGGUAUUGGGACCCUUGAAAUCACAUUGUGGUAAACAUUCAAAUAUAAUCUAGGCGCUUGAAGACAGCCUGUAUUUGAUGAAAAUAUUCCUUCUCACACCAAAAUGUCUCCUUCUGACAAACCUGAUGCGAGGUCCAUUCCAUGGAAGACAUGCUUGCAAAACCCCAUUCGCAGCACCUCUGCCACUGGAGUGAGGGUCUCUGUUUCCUCUGCUGCUCUUGCUCUUUCUCAAGUGACAAAGCACAUUUUUUUACCACUCCUCCUUGCAGUCCGGUAAUUUCUUUUCACAUAUACAUGAUACAAAGUCAACUUGUCUCCCAAAAAAAAAGGAAAAAAAAGGUAUGAUCUAGAGGCAUCAAUGGUUUAUGAAUACAUUUGUCUCAAAAAGUGCAUGUGGAAUAUGGCCAUCAAAGUGCUCAAAUAUUUGGGAGGUUCAGAUUCCUCUUCCAUGAUUUAUUUUUCAAAUUUGGCUAGUUUGAAGCAUGUAAUGAGGAAUCUAAUGAUCUAUUCUUGGAUAUUUUGCUGG